Messenger RNA from Passer montanus (Eurasian tree sparrow), 431 nucleotides. Its product is annotated as pancreatic secretory trypsin inhibitor-like. Gene Ontology annotation, molecular function: protein binding. Lineage: Eukaryota; Metazoa; Chordata; Aves; Passeriformes; Passeridae. Bases 80 to 358 code for a protein of 92 amino acids. The record is from RefSeq and is a predicted model, not a curated record. The transcript is spliced from 4 exons.
UGCCAGAGACAGGAUCUCUGAGGCACCCAGGAGUGUCCCAGUUUCUCUCUGCUGCGCUCAGUGAAACAUCGCCUCGACCAUGAAGGCAGCUGGUGUUUUCCUGCUCCUCUCCCUGGCACUCUUCUUCUACCAAGGAAACGCCGAGAUGGAAGCAGCUGCUUUCAGAGGAACAGAGCCUUCUUGUGAGAAUUUCAACCUGGGAAGAGGGUGUACCAGGGAGUUUGACCCCAUCUGUGGCACGGAUAACCUCCUGUACAGCAACGAGUGCCUGCUGUGCCUUCACAACCUGCAAAGAGGCGACCACGUGCGCAUCAAGAACAGAGGAAUGUGCCAAACUCCCCGCAACAACCUCGCUUAAACUGACAUGAGGGAUGGGAGCACAAAGCUGUCCCCUCACCUGCUCAAACCCCAAUAAAAUGGAAGCAUCGCCA